UUCUUCAUCUUUUCUAGUGAUCGACACCACAUUUCCAGCGCCAUUCCAGUUCCAAAGAGACAAAGUUCUACAUUUGGGGGCCUGGAUGUGGGCUUCUCCCGCAGCCAUCCUUCUCCGGACAAAGGGCUUCGAAAACGGGCCAACUCAGAGAACGAAAGAUUGCAAUACAAGACUCCCCCACCGAGUUACAACUCUGCUUUAACCCAGCCUAUUGCCAUCGCAGGAGAGCGUGAGAAAAAGGCUGAGUCCUUAUCCUCUUCGUUGGAUACCUCCAUUGACUUCUCGAAGGAAAACAAAAAAGGAGAUGAUUUGUGCAACAGUUUAAAUGGUGGAAAUAGGAGCCCAAACCUUUCUCGAGGUCAGCAGGAGUCUCUCCUGAGAGCCUCUCUUGCAAUAAACGGAGCAACGCUGCCUAGCGAGGAUCAUCACAGUGCAGCCAGUGAGCAGCAGUGCACCUUCCGCGGUCCCCUUGGGGCUGAUCUCCUCUGCACAGUUGAGCAAGCAGAAGAGAUCAUGGGCAUGGAAGCCACAGGGUUUGGCACCGGAGACCAGCUGGAAGCCUUUAACUAUAUCCCAGUGGACCACGCUGUGGCCGUGGAGUGUGAUGACCAAGUCCUGGGGGAAUUUGAGGAGUUCUCCCGAAGGAUCUGUGCACUGAACAAGGAUGCCCCCACUUUCCGCAGGCCACGGAAGGGUUCGGACAAAUGAGCUUUGGACACCAUGGUGGUGGUGGCACAUUGCAAAGGUGAAACUAUGUAUCUGGAAGGAAGAUUAAAACUUGCACUCAUAAGCCCUGGUCAGUUUUGGGGUGGAAUUGGGAGUGGAUGGUGAAGGAGAGAACUGUUGGUAUAAUUUUGGGGUGUCGAUUUUGAUUAAAUGCAAUCAUGAUAUAUCCACACUGCAGGUAAACAGUUACUGCUUUCUACCCUGGUUUUAUUUACCAAUUGCUCUGGCAGUUGGAUCAGGCCAUUUUGUGUAUUGUCCGCUUCAGUUUUAUUAUUUAGAUUUCUUUCAGCCUUUUCAAGGGGUGAGAGGGAGUUAUCUAGUCCAACAUUUGCCCUAAGACAAGCAGGUGAGUGUGUGUCUUUGCGUGCAGGCAUGCCUCCCAUGCACAUUAUCUUAACCUUCUCAACAGCCUGUUGCAUUUGGCCGGGUCUUUCAGCUCUUCCUGGCUCAGGAGCAUGUGCAAGCAGUUUUCUUCACUUAGGAAACAGGUGGUAAACUUAGCAAUGAGAUUUGUUGUUCAGAAAGCUCUGGCAAAACCUUGAAAGAACUCCUCUCUCUCCAUAGUUAUUUUUUCUUCAUCCAUACGCCACUGUUGUUGCCAGCAGUUACCCCAAUGGAAUGAAUGGGGCUUCCAGGAAAGAAUUCUUGAAGAAAUUUGCCAUGCAUUUCAAACGGUUGUGUAGACAGAUGUCCCUUUUGGUUUGUUCCCAUUGCUUCCAGAUAUAAAAUUUCUGUCAGGGGAGGGAGGGUUAAUUGGGGAAAGGAUCAUCCGAUUCUUACCAAUGAGUAACUGACUCCUCUCCAGUCCAGACAUGCUACGCACACUUCAGACCAGACCUAUAAAUGGAGGAUUCUGCUUUUCAGAUUAUGGUACCUUUCUCUCACCAUUGGGACAUGCCCCAAGUAUACAAGAGGUGUGUCACCUGGGAACUUAAUACCCUAAAAAAUAGCCCCUAGGCACAUUGUGAUUAUGUUGACUCUUAUUACUAUUUUAUACCCUAUCAAGCUAUGACACGGUUUACAGACAUGCAAGCUAGACUUCAUGAAUAUGGUGCAAUAGACUUGAGUCCAAUUGAGUUCUUGACCAUGCUCGACCUGACACUUGUUUUGGUUAUCUCUUUUUUUUUUAAUCAGCCAAACCAUCCAUAUUUUUAAACUGCAGUUGUCUUCGACCAUUGAUCCAUGGGGCAAGUUUGGCUCUAGAUAAGGUAGUUUACCACUGGCGCACGAGUUUCCAACUGCACUAAUAAGUGGAUGUUGUGGUCUGCUUGAGGUUCCUGACGAUAUGCAUUUUGGAGUUCAGAUCUGUCUGGCUCUGGCUCUUGCUUUCUACAUUGUAUACCGAAGUCUGGGCUCAAUGGUGAGCUCAUAAUUAUAAAUAUAAAUAUAUAUAUAUAAAAAUAUAUAAAUAUGUAUUACAGAAUAAAACUUUAAUUUAC
Molecule: messenger RNA, 2165 nt
Organism: Sceloporus undulatus (fence lizard)
Lineage: Eukaryota; Metazoa; Chordata; Lepidosauria; Squamata; Phrynosomatidae
Product: UV radiation resistance-associated gene protein-like
Exons: 1
Source: RefSeq, a predicted model, not a curated record